AGGAGACUUGUAGCACACCUUUCUCCGACCACAACCAACCGCCCCCCCCUCCCGCCACCGGGCGGCUACUCGGUGGACAAUAAUAUCUUUUUGUACUUAGCUAGCCCCCCACCCUCCAGAGAAAAAUGCUUCUACUUCUGCAGCAGUUUCCAUCUUUACCUUCAUCUGGAGCUGCUUCAUUUCCUCCUCCGUUUCAAAAUGUUCAAAGUGCUUUCCUUUGCUUGAGAGAUUGUAAAAGGCCUCCGCUACCGGUUUUAAGCGCUUUCUCUUCAGGACCCAAGCUGCAGUUUAGCAAUGAAUGUCACCAUGUUAAUUGUUCAAGAAGAUCUGCCGCUGUCCUCUGCACUGGUAAAAGACCUCGUCAAGGCUCUAGGCCUAAAAAACGUGAGCGUGUACCUCAAAAUGUGGAUCUUCCAGCAGUAUUGCCUAAGAAAAAGAAGAAGCCAUAUCCAAUACCUUUAAAGAAUAUUCUACAGGCUGCCAGAGCCGAUAAGAAGCUUGCAGCUAUGGGAAUGGAGAAACCUCUUGAGCCUCCAAAAAAUGGACUGCUUGUGCCUGAUCUAAUUCCUGUUGCCUAUGAAGUACUGGAUGCUUGGAGAAUUUUGAUUAGAGGACUCACACAGAUCUUGCACACUGUUCCUAUCCAUGCUUGUAGUGAAUGCUCAGAAAUUCAUGUAGCCCAAGUGGGUCAUGACAUUCAAGAUUGUCAUGGUUCAACCAGUGGAAGUCGAAAAGGCUUCCACUCGUGGGUGAAGGGGUCUAUCAAUGAUGUACUCCUCCCAAUUGAGUCAUACCAUAUGUAUGAUCCCUUUGGUAGGCGCAUUAAGCACGAAACUCGAUUUAAUUAUGACCGGAUUCCUGCAGUUGUUGAACUUUGCAUCCAAGCUGGUGUUGAUUUACCUGAAUUUCCUUCACGGAGGAGGACUCAACCUGUCCGGAUGAUUGGAAAAAAGGUGAUUGACAGAGGUGGAUUUGUUGAAGAGCCUGAACUUGAAAAGCAUGUAGAUAGAAAGUCACAAGUUAUCGACCUUGACACACAUAGGAGUCUUGAGCGCUUUCCUCCUCCAGACAUAUCGGAGGUACCUAAGAUUGCACAGGAGACUAUUAAUGCGUAUGAGAAGGUCAAAUGGGGCGUGAAUAGGUUGAUGAAGAAGUAUACCGUGAAGGCUUGUGGGUACUGUUCAGAGGUCCAUGUGGGGCCCUGGGGCCAUAAUGCCAAGCUCUGUGGUGAAUUUAAACAUCAGUGGAGGGAUGGAAAACAUGGUUGGCAGGAUGCCACGGUUGAUGAAGUGUUUCCCCCAAAUUAUGUGUGGCAUGUUCGAGAUCCAAAAGGGCCUCCUAUGAGGAGAGGGCUAAAGAGGUUCUAUGGCAAGGCACCAGCUGUAGUUGAGGUCUGUAUGCAAGCAGGAGCUCAAGUUCCUGAGAGAUACAAGCCAAUGAUGAGGCUUGACAUAGUAGUUCCUGAAAGUGAGGAGGCUCAAUUGGUUGCAUGAAAAGGUUUCUGUCCGCACAGGAUUAUGAUGUACAAUACUUGGUUUAUGUUUCUUUGCUCCCGCUAAAAGCUCCUGCUAAGAAGUGGAUGCCUGUGAUUUUUAACUUAGAGCAGAGCAGAAGGGAUGUAAUUCCCUUCACUAAUAGGUCUAGUGCUGUGUAAUUCUGACAAACUCUCUCUCUCUCGGGGGGUUUUGUGAGGGAGGUUGUGGUGGGGAGUUGUAGAGUUGAUGGCCCUAAAUUUACAUUGAAAUUAUUAUCAUUCAUACUUAUCUGAUGUCAUUACUGUCACUAUUAAUAUGGUGGACAUGUAAUAUACUGGACAAGACGCUUGCUUUGUGAGCUUCUGAUAGUACUUCUUGCUGGACAGGUUCUUUGACUUAUAUAAAGUUCCAAUUCACUGUGUGUUGCUGUA
Coffea eugenioides is the source of this 1906-nucleotide messenger RNA. Its product is annotated as APO protein 1, chloroplastic-like. The transcript has 5 exons. Bases 126 to 1493 code for a protein of 455 amino acids. Gene Ontology annotation, biological process: tRNA pseudouridine synthesis. Lineage: Eukaryota; Viridiplantae; Streptophyta; Magnoliopsida; Gentianales; Rubiaceae. Gene Ontology annotation, molecular function: pseudouridine synthase activity; RNA binding. The record is from RefSeq and is a predicted model, not a curated record.